This is a messenger RNA of Anopheles bellator, 4060 nucleotides long. It is a transcript of the gene ZnT63C, whose product is annotated as proton-coupled zinc antiporter SLC30A1. Gene Ontology annotation, cellular component: membrane. NCBI's taxonomy places the organism in Eukaryota, Metazoa, Arthropoda, Insecta, Diptera, Culicidae. Gene Ontology annotation, biological process: detoxification of zinc ion; zinc ion transmembrane transport; intracellular zinc ion homeostasis. The transcript is spliced from 10 exons. Gene Ontology annotation, molecular function: zinc ion transmembrane transporter activity. Bases 461 to 1789 code for a protein of 442 amino acids. The record is from RefSeq and is a predicted model, not a curated record.
ACGGUUCGUUUGUGCCGUGGUAGGUUAUGCAGUGCUAAAACUUGCGUCCUCCAGCGAAUAAAGAGAGGGAGUCCGCGAGAAAGCGAACAGCCGGAGGAGAACGAAUUGCGACCGCGGGGAGUGCUUUCCGGUGCUGGCGCUUCAUCAGCUGAGUGUGCUCAGAAUCGUGCGGAAGGGGUUUGCAGUGGUCAGUGUGCGGUUUGUGCGUACCCAAAGCAACCUGAUCAACUCGCCAGUUCUCUUGGCCAAGGCGACGAUAAGUCAUCCGAAGGUGUCCCAAUCUGCUGCCACAUCGUCGCCCCGAUGCACCGGCCCGUCGUGUAACGUGAGACAACACCGGUUCCAGUAGCUGGACACCGGACGCAACCACAGGACGAUCAUUUGCAUCAGACGUCUUGAGCAGCGCGGUUCCCGAUCCCCGUAGGGCCCGCCGCCCUAGAACACAAACAAUCCUACAAAAAUGGCCAAAUUCGACGGGAAAAAGUGCCGUCUGCUGACGGUGAUGUCACUGACGGUGUUUUUCUUUUUCGUCGAAAUCGUCGUUGGCUACUUCACCAACUCGAUGGCCCUGGUGGCCGACAGUUUUCACAUGCUGGGCGACAUAGCGGCACUCGUGAUUUCGUUCCUAUCCAUUAAGAUGUCGCCAAAGAAAUGGUCCAAAAAUACGUUCGGUUGGGCGCGAGCGGAAGUGCUCGGUGCACUGGUGAAUGCAGUAUUUCUCGUGGCACUUUGCUUCAGUAUUACUAUAGAAGCCUGCAAAAGAUUCAUCGAGGUUGAACACAUCCACGAGCCCGAGCUGCUGAUUGUUGUGGGAGUGAUCGGACUUUUGGUGAACCUACUAGGCCUCUGUCUGCUGCACAAGCACGGUGGAGGAGGACACCUUGGGCAUUCGCAUGGCGGUGGUCUUACACAGUCGAAACAGAUGAGCGGGUCGCAUGGCAACUUGGCCAACACGGACGACAAUGAAAACAAAUCCUUCAUGUACCAACAGAAUGGAGCGGCAGCGAAAAAACCUACCCACCAUGGCCAUUCGCACGAUUCCUCCCAGAUGAACAUGCGCGGCGCCUUCCUGCACGUGCUCAGCGAUGCGCUUGGUAGCGUUGUCGUGAUAAUAAGCGCCCUGAUUGUCAAAUACACCGACUGGGAGUACAAACUGUACAUGGAUCCGGCUCUAUCGGUGGUGCUGGUCGCGCUCAUCCUAAAGUCCGUGUGGCCGCUACUGCGCGAAUCGGCGUUGAUUCUACUGCAAACCGUACCGACGCACAUACAGGUCGAUGCCAUACAGCGCCGGUUGCUCGAAAAGGUCGACGGUGUGCUCGCGGUGCACGAAUUUCACGUUUGGCAGCUGGCCGGUGAUCGCAUCAUCGCGUCGGCGCACAUCCGCUGCCGUAAUCUGUCCGAGUACAUGAAGAUCGCUGAGCGCGUGAAAGAGUUCUUCCACAACGAGGGUAUCCACUCGACCACCAUUCAGCCCGAGUUUGUUGAACUCGAGCAGCUCAACAGCUUUUCCGCAGGUUCGGAUGGCUUUUCCAACAGCCUGAAUGGCAGUGCCACCCAGGACUGCUGUGCGCUCGACUGUCCCACGACGGAUGAAAGUAGUUGCAUCAAAGCUACAUGCUGCCAAAACAACAAUAAUGUUAAGAAUCAACCAUCGUCGCCGACACCAUCACCAUUCUUAUGCCGCCAAAGAAGUUCCAGAAGCGGGAACGACGUGGAAUCCGGAUCCCUGCUUGACCAGAACAAUCAAACAGCACCGAGCGAGGGUGCGUUGCCAAAAAUUAGCGUUUGACAGACAUCUCCGCUGAGCGGCAGUAACAGAAAACCUCACCUAAUGACCAUCGGAACAUCGCACAGCCUCGAACGACACCCGGCACCACCUACGACCAUAGCAAUAAUCGCCAAUCGGGAACAGCAGCAGCACCAUCAGACUGCCACGGACGUGAGGUCAUCGUGCUCGGACCAUCGUCCAGGAGGCAGCCCGUGUGACGAUGAUCGAAAACCGACGUACAAUCUCAACGCGAGCCGAUUGUAUCGUGUACGGCGCAGCGGUGCAGCGGCUGACCAACAAGUACCGCCCUGUGGAGACGCCGGUAGUGACACCCAAGCGGAGGGUAGUGGUGGCGCCACUCGACAAUACACGCUACCGAUGGCUUCGUGUAGUCUACUGGAGAGCUACGUUACCGGGACUGGUUCCCCGCUGCGGAACCUGUACUGCCAAUGCCACCAGCACAGCACACAGUGAACAGCGAGACCCAAGACCCAAGGAGGGGGUUCGUGCAUGUCCCACGAUUGCAGGCAAUCAAUCGGGUUUGAUCGUAAGAAUCUCCGCUGCUGGGUUGAUGGUUGGGUUUUUUAUGUUGUGCCAAGGGGCACUGGGUCGCCAUUGGGUUUAUCAGAUUAACAGAUUUCACUCCAACGAGAAAGGAAAGGUUCGUGUGUUAGGCAGAGAACGCAAAGAUAGUCAUUAACCGUAUUUACGCGCAGCAGCACCAUGUCUAGCACGGUAAAUGGAAUUAUGUUCUGUUGCCCUACUCAAAAGAUUUUGGACCGGACACUGGGAAGCAGAUGGUCAUGUUGUUGAUGUGUUGUGAACUGGCAGUGGCGGAUGGUCGGUCUACUGAAGGCCGUAAGCAUUUGCGAGAUUUUAUGCGAACAUUUUGCAGACCCAAACCAGUUCGGCCGUUGACGUUUGUCACCGUUGGAUUUUGUAUUCCAUAUCUUUAUUGUAUUAUUUAAGCGUUCGGCAACGCUGUCCUCUCUUGCAUUCGGCGCGCGUGCACUAGCUGCCGACGGAUCGAAAGAGGACCGCAAUUGUUGGGCGCACGUGAAACGUGAGAGGCGGAAAGAUAGAUUUUUUAUGCGCGUUUGACCAUAUCGGGCGGACGAAGAGAAUAUCGCUGACAAACCAAUCAAACGCUCUGUAAUACUGUGUGUGAUGUACUGUAGUUUGUUAAGUGAUGACACGUUCUAACACGGGGGCGCGCGACGCCGUAAUUUAUAAAUCCAUACCCAAGCGUGUGUGACGUAUAAGUAUUUUCUUGCUAAGUAUAGUCUUGACCCGGUGCAUCCUCGAACGUAAUGCACCCCAUAAAACGGCCGAUAAACUGCUGACCGUGACACUGAACAAGCCUGUCCCCCCGAAACCGUAAAUUAUUAGGAAUACUGUUUAUUUUUAAAUAAACGUUCCCCAACAACCCGACGCUUGGGGACGGUGGAAACAAAUUUGAAACAUGGAAGGAAGCGUCUGAAAAUGGACUAGAAAAAGCUACACUGCUUCAUCAUUCAAGGUGCCGCAUCGUCGUGCGAAUUACAAGUUACAUUAAUAGUAAGCUCAGCACACGUUGGGGGGCACGGUCUCGGCGAGGAUCGUCCGAUCGCCACCGGUUUUGCAACAAAAUAACUGUGUACAAUUUGGUUGCAUAGUAAGCGGUCAUUCUUAGAAGCAAAAGAAAAUCAAGUUCCAAUUAGCCCGAUUGGGAAUGUCAUGAUAGAGUGCAACAGAGAGAGAGAGAGAGAGAGAGAAAGAUUAACUGUAUUAUUAAAACUGUUUUAGAACUAUGAAAGAUGUUUUGCUGAUGGCCAAUCAGAACAAAGGUGUUGACGCAAGUCAAACAAAACAACCAACAACAAAAAACCGUAAAGUAUGCCCCAAGUUUACUAUACACAACUAACGCACGUCUCUAGCGCUAGUUGCAGGCCGAGAGGACGUGACGAUCAUAUUGGAUGAAGCGAGAUUUAGCAUAGAUGAAAUUUUAAUGCAAAUAUGCUACGAGCAAAGCAUAUUCUUAGUGGCCGCUAAAAAAUAGUCCGUUUUGAGCAUGGGCAGACGAGAAAUACAACAAAUCAAAGCUAACAAUAAAGUAGGAUAAUUUUAAUGACCGAUCCGCCACACCACGAUAAAACCCGGUCGCUCCGGAUUUACAGUUAACCGUGAGCGGAACUCUUGCAACCGUACGUGCAGGUUUAUAUAUGGUGAACAACCUUAUAAUAAAAUAAAACAUAUGUCAAAUGUUUGAACGAAAUAUAAUAGGGAAAUAUAAGAGAAAAGUUUGAAAAUAAA